Gilbertella persicaria is the source of this 1760-nucleotide messenger RNA. Its product is annotated as Metallo-dependent phosphatase-like protein. Lineage: Eukaryota; Fungi; Mucoromycota; Mucoromycetes; Mucorales; Choanephoraceae. Gene Ontology annotation, biological process: polyphosphate catabolic process. The transcript is spliced from 3 exons. Gene Ontology annotation, cellular component: fungal-type vacuole. Bases 41 to 1600 code for a protein of 519 amino acids. The record is from RefSeq and is a predicted model, not a curated record. Gene Ontology annotation, molecular function: exopolyphosphatase activity; endopolyphosphatase activity.
UUUUUUUUCUUAUAGACUCCUUUUUAGAAAUACAUAUCCAAUGUGGACAAGAACACUUCUUUUGUCUGCUACAUCUAUUUUUUGUAUAGUCAUGAGCUGGCAUUAUUUUAGCUCAAAUCCACAUGUCACAUUGAUAAAUCUUACUGCGAGCCAAUUCGGCAUGCCUAUGAUACCAUAUUCUUCUUGGCACAUUGGACAACAGCAUCAUGUUACUAAAAAGAAAAGAAAGCUGCAUGGCUACUUUCUUCACAUUACUGAUAUGCAUAUUGAUGAAGAUUAUACCCAAGGCACUACUGUGGACUCAGCUUGCCAUGAACUACCCAAGGCAUUGGCCCAAAAGAAGAAAUCAAGACCACCAUCGAUUCUUGCAGACAAGUAUGGUACUGUUGGUGAACAGUGUGAUGCGCCCGUUAUUUUAGCACAAGAAACGCUUGACUGGAUUUCAAAAAACUGGAACGACAAACUCGAUUUUGUUAUUUGGACUGGCGACAAUGCAAAGCAUGAUUGGGACAAGAAGCAAAAACGCAAAAGACGGGAUGUUUACGCCCUUAAUCAACAUGUAACUGACAUGGUUCUAGACACCUUUUGGAAUGAUAAAAUACCUGUUAUUCCUAGCUUUGGUAAUAAUGAUGUGUUCCCUCAUAACCAAAUUGGUGGUCCUGACGUAGAUGGUGACCUCCUCUUAUUUUAUGAACGAUUGUGGCGUCCAUGGAUGCCUGCUGAUCAACGUGCACUGUUUCGACAAGGUGGUUACUUUAUAGUUGAGGUAGCACCAGGUAUACAUGCUAUGACACUCAAUUCGAUGUAUUUUUAUACCAAAAACGAGGCUGUGCGUAAUUGUUUACACCCUUCCAGUCCCGCAGCGCAACAAAUGCAAUGGUUUGAGCAACAGUUAAAAAAGGCACGCAAGAGCAAGCAAAAAAUAUAUGUGAUUGGUCAUGUCCCUCCCUCUCCUCGUGAUUAUAAGGGCACUUGUUUGUCAGAGUACUUGCGUAUUGCAACAGAAUACACUGAUGUGGUAAUGGGACACUUUUUUGCUCACAUGAAUAUCGAUCAUUUCUUACUGUUUGAUGGAAGAGAACCUACAAAUACAAAGUUAGUAGACAACUUGACUAUUACUCAGGAAGAUGACCAUGCAUUUCAUACAACUCGCAACAUUGAAGCUUACAUAAACUGGCUGCGUAACAUGUACAAAGACAUCGAGCCUCCUCAUGAUGACAAGCGUGGUUUUCCCGGAAAGUCUCAUUCUCCUCUGGUUGUAGUCCAGGUUUCACCUUCUGUUUUACCAGUCUAUAACCCAUCUAUUCGUAUUUAUCAAUAUCAGCUGAAUGAGAAUGACAGUCAUAAACUUAAGCCUCAUGGAACACUUUUAGGCUAUCAACAAUACUUUGCAAACCUCACUAAAUGGAAUGUGCCUAAUACAAAAGGUCCCCUAGAGUAUGAACUUGAAUAUUCCACUCAAGAAACGUAUCAUAUGGAGGAUCUCUCUGCUGAAUCGUAUUUCCAAUUGGCAAAAGCUAUGGUUGAACCAUCAAAAGAAGGAAAUCAACUGUGGAAUAUGUACUGCAGUCAUAUGCUUGUGAAAACACAGACCUUUUAAUCAACUAUUGAUCUAUAUAUAAAUGUUUAUGUGUAUAAAAAGAAACAGUUUGCAAUAUGAAUAUGUAUAUAUAUAUAUAUAUAUAACAAUAAAGAGAUAUUUAAAUAUGUGUCUUGCUCAAUUGUUCAGCCAAUUCAUCUUCCUCCUUCUUGUCUAACUU